Suillus paluster is the source of this 393-nucleotide messenger RNA. RefSeq lists its product as uncharacterized. The record is from RefSeq and is a predicted model, not a curated record. Bases 1 to 393 code for a protein of 130 amino acids. The transcript has 2 exons. Lineage: Eukaryota; Fungi; Basidiomycota; Agaricomycetes; Boletales; Suillaceae.
AUGCUCUCUCCCGCGAAUAUUCACAAGUGCACAUCACCUCAGCUCCACCUCGAAUUCGGAACCCAAACAGGAGGAAAGCACGCAAUCAGACCCUGCCCACGCUCUACUUUUCACACCCUCCUCUCCAGCCCCAUCCGUUUCACUCUCUCCGGCAAGCAAAGAUUCGUCGCACUCUAUGCCAUUGUCAAUAGCGGAGCACUGGAGAGUUUCAAGGAUGAUAUUAUUCAUAUCCCUCUGCCACCUUCCCUAACUCUUCACACAAUCUACCCACUCAUAUAUUCCCCGCUCACGUUGCUCGUCGGCGCCACUACGAAACGGAACCUCGCUGGCACAAAACCCAAGAGAAGACUAUGGACCGAAGCGGGGAUUGCAUUAUUAACAGAGCAGGAGUAG